AUGACGUUAACUAUAAACAUGGCGGCCUCCGAGUGGGAAGAAGUGAAGCGGCUUGCUGCAGAUUUUCAGAAGGCGCAGCUGCAAGGAACCGUGCAAAGGUUGUCGGAGCGUAACUGCAUACAGAUCGUUCAGCAGCUCGUUGACCGGCGUCUGCUUGAGGUCCUCUACACGCUCGACGGGCGCACGUACCUCACCCCGCGAGAGCUCGCACGCGGCGUCCGCGACGAGCUAGCGGCGCGCGGGGGUCGCGCCGCGGUUGCCGACCUCGCGCGCGACCUCAACGUCGACUACGGGCACGUCGAGAUGAAGGUCGCGGAGAUGGUGAAGGUCGACCCGUCCCUGCAGGUCACGCUCGGUCAGGUGAUCGACAGGUCCUACAUCGAUCGGCUAGCCGAGGAGAUAGACGACAAGCUGCAGGAUGCUGGUUACGUCCGUCUCGCCGACCUCAUCAAACUCUACGACCUUCCCUCCGACUUCCUCUCCGCCGAGAUCUCCUCGCGGCUCGGCACGAGGAUCCGCGGACGCGCCGACGACGACGGCGAUAUCCUCACCGACGCGUACCUCUCGCGGGAGCGCGCUCGCGUGCGGGGUGCCCUCGCCGGGACGACGCGUCCCACGCCGGCGCGCGCCAUCGUCGCGCGGCACGGCUUCCGCGAGCGUCUCUUCGCGGCCGUCGCCGCCGAGCUGUCGCGCGCGGGCGAGGUAGGGGGCGCCGUCGCGGGCGGCGCGUGGGUUCCCGCCGGGUACGCGCGCGCGCAGGCCGACCACGUGCGCGCGUCGUACGCGCGCAACGGCUACCUCGAGUACGACUCCCUCGCCCGCGUCGGCGUCGCAGACCCGGAAGGGUACGUCCGUCGCUUACUCAAGGACGAGUCGCUCCUGUAUUUAUCGUCGUGCUGCUGCGGGGCGUCUCUCGAACAGCAGGUCGAGGCGGCGCUGGAGGAGGCGGCGGCGGCCGAGGGCGCCACCGUCGGCGACGACGGGUCGGUCGCGAGCGCGGCGUUCGUGGAGGCGUGCGCGAGAGGGUUCGACGACGAGAUCGCGCGCGCGGCGGCGGUUGCCGCGGCGACGAAGCGCCCCGCGGAGGAGAGGAAGCCGAAGGAGGAGGCGAAAGAAGGGCGGCAGGGGAAGAAGGAGGAGAGGAGGCAGAAGGCGGUCGGGGGCGCGCGCGGCGGAGGAAAUCAGGGGAGGGAGACGAAGCAGAAGUCGCUGAAGAAGAAAGGACGCGGCGGCGCGCGGGGAGGAGACGACGAUGACGGAGGAGGAGGAGGAGGAGGAGGAGGGGAGGCGGCGGCGGCGGAGGAGGAACCGGAGUUCCUCUCCGCGGACCAGCUGGAGGAGGCUCUCUCCGCGCGGACGGAGAAGGAGGGUUGCCCCGAGGAGCUGACGCGAGCGAUAGCGGAGCGACUGCGGCGCCCCCUGGCGAGAAGAUACCGCGACGCGGUCGCCGCCGCCCGCGCCGCCACGUUCACCGCGGGGUCGUCGUCACGGCGACGCGCGCACGACGAACUCAGCGAGAAGGUGAAUGGACUCGUAGCAAACAUGCGUAUGUUUGAGCGCGGCGUUGCUACGUUCCCGGAAGCGGACGCCCGCCCCGCGCUCGCCCGCUAUCUCAUCCGCACCGCCGGCGCCGAAAUCACGCACCUCAUCAUCGCUUACCUCGCCUCCGACGACGGUGGCGCCCCCGCGGUCACGCCGGAGAACUGCCGUCAGGUGGCGUCGGGUAUCGGCGACGCGGGCGCGAGAGCGAGCGCGGUGGCGCUGGCGGCGGAGGCGGUGGCGGGGACGGAGCUCGACGGGUUUCACUCGCGGCUUGACGAGGCGUUGGAACGGUGCCAAGUUCUCGUGCGGAAGCUGGACAAGAAGAAAGAGAAGCAGAUGGCGUACGGCCACCGGAUGGCGCUAGCGGACCAGCUUCGCGAGGAGACCAACCCGGCCGCAACCCUUCACCUCGCCGCGCUCCUCCUGCACCACGUGCACGCUCAGCGCCCCCUGGUGGCCCCGGGCCGACUCGUACCGACCGUGCUCGCCGCGCUGCGCGGGCGCGUCGCCGACGGCGACCACGACGUGCUGCUCUCUUGUCAGGAGCUCGUCGUGCGGCUGUGGAUACUGCAGUUUGAGACUGCACCUUAA
Messenger RNA from Priapulus caudatus, 2133 nucleotides. Its product is annotated as E3 UFM1-protein ligase 1-like. Gene Ontology annotation, molecular function: UFM1 ligase activity. The transcript has 7 exons. Gene Ontology annotation, cellular component: endoplasmic reticulum membrane. The coding region runs from base 19 to 2133 and encodes 704 amino acids. The record is from RefSeq and is a predicted model, not a curated record. Lineage: Eukaryota; Metazoa; Priapulida; Priapulimorpha; Priapulimorphida; Priapulidae. Gene Ontology annotation, biological process: regulation of proteasomal ubiquitin-dependent protein catabolic process; protein K69-linked ufmylation; response to endoplasmic reticulum stress.